Messenger RNA from Ectocarpus sp. CCAP 1310/34, 1020 nucleotides. Lineage: Eukaryota; Phaeophyceae; Ectocarpales; Ectocarpaceae. The record is from the annotation of a GenBank genome assembly.
AUGCACGUUGUGCUCGCCAGUACCAUACCUAAGACCGCUGCCGCCACGGCGACACCCUGGGUCCCCCCUAUACAUGGAGUCCGCGACGUCCUUGAUGACUCGGACGACGACAUUGACGACAACCACCCCAUCCACCAAGUAGGGGACACGGACGAUGACGCCGACGACGAGGAUGGGGCGAACGGCUGCAGCCGCGACGACUCUAACGAUAGCGUUGCAUGCGCAGAUCCACCUACCCUACCUGACAAUCAGAGGAAGGGAGGACGCCCGACCCGCAAGGGACAACGGUCGACGUCCCCGCGGGCCGGCGCGGCCGGUCCUCCCGUCGAUCUGGCGAGAGAGCAGCGGGGCGAGGAGGGGGCCACGCGGAAGAAAGCGUCCAGGGGCGCGUCGGGGGAUCCACUGGAUGUAGAUUCGGUAGGACCGGAGCAGCCGGCGCCUAAGGGCAAGAAGAAGGCAUCCGUCAAGACUAGGAAUGCCUGUGGGAAGAAGGUGUCCGAGCCCGUGUCCGAGUCCGAGUCCGAGUCAGAAUCCGACACCACCCAUACGCUGCGGUCGGCCCGGAGGAAGGUGCCUCCUGAGCAGAGGAAGAAGCUUACCGAAAUGUCGAAGUCGACAUGCUCUGACCAGAUCAAGGAGCGCGACGCCGCCUUCGCUGCCCACAACGAGGUGUCUAAGAAGAGGAAAUCUAACAUCGGUGUACUCGAAUUGCCCGCCCGCGUUGACGCGAAGGAGGCUAAGCUGCUGAAGAGGAAGAAGGGGGAGGCGAAGAGCGCAGCGGUUGCGGCCCGGAAGGCCCGCACAACGAAGGAGACGCCUGCCCUAACUGCGGCCCUUCGCUACAAUGACAAGAACGUCAAGGCGCCCUUCGGCACGAAAAAGCCAGCCGCAACACUCGACCCAUCUGCGGCGAAGAGCAAGAAACGUUUGAACAAGGCGCUCCCCGGAACGAAGAAGUCAGCCGAGAGGGCCGCCCCCGCCGCAGCGAACCUGGACCCAAGCAAGAAUGAUCAGCUGUAG